AUGGCAGGUACACUGCGCCUCAAGAAUAUCCACCGCAGCACCCCGCAAGCCCCAGCGGCCAGAAAAGCAGAGAUUUCCACCUUAUGCGGCGCCCAGGUCAACGUCGUGGUGCUUUACCUCACAGAUGCCAGGAUGUUAGCUGAGGAUUGGGCGCCCGCCAUCCAGAUGCUCCAGGAGCAAUGGCAAACGCACCGGCAGGCGCAGUCCGAAUUCGCUGGGAAGCCGCUGGGUGGGAUCCUCUUGACGGCGAAGGGCCUUCGAUUGUAUGCGCCCGCCUCGGCGGACGAUGGCCAGCCGCAGGGUUUUGAGCAUGAGGGGCGCAGCGAGUUUCCGCCUCUCGAGCUCGAAGAAGCCCCAGAGAUCUUUUUUGCGUUUCUGGACAGGUGUCUGCAUGGCCUGGGUCUCCGGCUGGAUUGUCCCCACUCUAUAAUAUCCCGUGAGACGAAGGAAAGUAGGGAGGUAAUGCGAUAG
Aspergillus saccharolyticus JOP 1030-1 is the source of this 471-nucleotide messenger RNA. RefSeq lists its product as uncharacterized. The transcript has a single exon. The record is from RefSeq and is a predicted model, not a curated record. Lineage: Eukaryota; Fungi; Ascomycota; Eurotiomycetes; Eurotiales; Aspergillaceae. Bases 1 to 471 code for a protein of 156 amino acids.